Molecule: messenger RNA, 2036 nt
Organism: Carlito syrichta (Philippine tarsier)
Lineage: Eukaryota; Metazoa; Chordata; Mammalia; Primates; Tarsiidae
Gene: PM20D1
Product: peptidase M20 domain containing 1
Exons: 13
Coding region: 69-1580 (503 amino acids)
Biological process (GO): amino acid metabolic process
Molecular function (GO): hydrolase activity, acting on carbon-nitrogen (but not peptide) bonds, in linear amides
Source: RefSeq, a predicted model, not a curated record
AGAAAGGCAACCUGGGCGUUUUAGGUCCAAACUCCAGCGGCGACUGACAGCGGGGACUCGAGAGAAGCAUGGCUGCGCGGUCCGUUUGCGUGCUGGCCCGAGCAGCUGUGCUGCUGCUAGUUUUCGCCACCAUCUCCAGAUCGAAGGGCCUGAGGGGCAGGGAGCACGAGGGGGCGUCGCAAAUCCCUUCUCGGUUCAGCGAAGAGGAGCGGUUCGCGAUGAAAGAGGCGCUGAAAGGUGCCAUCCAGAUUCCAACAGUGUCUUUCAGCCCUGAAGAGUCCAAUACUACAGCCCUGGCUGAGUUUGGAAAAUAUAUUCGUAAAGUCUUUCCUAUGGUGUUCAGCACCAGCUUUAUCCAGCAUGAAGUCGUGGGAGAGUACAGUCACCUGUUCACUGUCCGAGGCUUAGACCCCAGCCUGCAACCCUACAUGCUGAUGGCUCACUUUGACGUGGUGCCUGCCCAUGAGGAAGGCUGGGAAGUGCCCCCAUUCUCCGGGCUAGAGCGAGAUGGCUUCAUCUAUGGUCGAGGCACUCUGGACAACAAGAACUCUGUGAUGGCACUCCUGCAGGCCUUGGAGCUCCUACUCAUCAGGAAAUACGUUCCCCGAAGGUCGUUCUUCAUCGUUCUUGGCCAUGAUGAGGAGGUGUCCGGGACAAAUGGGGCUCAGAAGAUCUCAGCCCUGCUGCAGGCAAGAGGCAUUCAGCUAGCCUUCGUUGUGGACGAGGGUAGCUUUGUCUUGGAUGGUUUUAUCCCCAGCCUCAAGAAGCCCUUUGCCAUGAUUUCAGUGUCAGAGAAGGGUGCAAUUGACCUCAUGUUACAAGUAAACAUGACUCCAGGUCACUCUUCAACUCCCCCAAAGGAGACAAGCAUUGGCAUCCUUGCAGCCGCCGUCAGUCGACUGGAGCAGACACCAAUGCCUAACAUGUUUGGAAGCGGACCAUUGAAGAUGACAAUGCAGCAACUGGCAGAUGAGUUUCCCUUCCCCACCAACAUAAUCUUGAACAACCUGUGGCUAUUUCGGCCCCUUGUAAGCAGGUUAAUGGAGAGAAAUUACAUAACCAAUGCACUAGUCAGGACCACCACAGCACUCACCAUGUUCAAUGCAGGAGUCAAGGUGAAUGUCAUCCCCCCAGUGGCCCAGGCCACAGUCAACUUCCGGAUUCACCCUUCACAGACAGUCCAAGAGGUCCUGGAACUCACCAAGAACAUUGUGGCUGACGACCGAGUCCAGUUCCACGUGUUAGAUGCAUUUAACCCCCUGCCCGUUAGCUCUUUUGAUGACCAGGCCUUGGGCUAUCAGCUGCUCCGCCAGACCAUACAGUCCAUCUUCCCGGAAGUCAAUACUGUCGUCCCAGGUAUUUGUAUUGCCAAUACAGACAGCCGACACUUUACAAACCUCACCACUGACAUCUACAGGUUCAACCCUGUCAUCCUGCUACCUGUGGAUUUCAAAAGCAUCCAUGGAAUCAACGAGAAAAUCUCAGUUCAAGCCUUCCAGACCCAGGUGAAAUUCAUCUUUGAGUUAAUCCAGAAUGCUGACACAGACCAGGAACCAGUUUCUCACCUUCAUGAACUAUGAGGUCAAGGGGUCAGGUGGGUUAGGGGCACCUGACCUCAGGCCAGGAUUAACCCAAGGGAGAAAUCCAACGUUGAUGAAAUUUUGGGUCAAAACCACAUUGUAAUAAAUUGCCCACCAGCCUUGCUCGCUCCUAAACCUACCCGAGAACAAGACCAAGGUAAAGCAAAGACAGCAGAAAUCUGGCUUCUUCCUUCCUCACGACAUCUGCAUCACCUUGACCGAGUGGCAGUUACUGCCUUCUUGUUCCUUGUCUGUAUUAUGCUGGUUAUGUCACCGCUCCACCCUCCAGACCUGACUUCAAUGCAGAUUUGAAAAAUGCAGAUUUACCUGAUGGGAAUGUUUAAUUUAGGGCACUCUUGCUGGAAUGCCUUUUCCAGGGCUUACAUAUUUCUUCUUGCUACAACAUCCUCUCCCCUUUCACUCCCCUCUCUUCCUGGACUCGGGAGCUGUCUCUCC